CUGCAAACGCACCGUCUUCCGCAGCGCUGAAUACACCGCUUCGACGUCCUAGAGAUCGCUGUGCGCUCGCGUGGACGUCGGGGCGUUGGGUGAUUGUAAAUCCAUCGUAGGCAGUAAAUCCGGGGUAGGCACUCGGGGUAGCUAGUAUCGGCACUGUGGCGUUGCGGAUCUUCUCACUUGUUAUUCGCAGAAUGGAGAGACCGGACCGAACGCGAGGUCGCGAUCAAGACAGUGGCCCUCGGGCGGCUAAAGGGUCGGUACGAUGUGCACAAGCCCAGCACAAGCCUCUCCGUCGGUACCUUUCUGGGCGCAUAUGGAGGUUGGUCAUGCAUGCCCGACGCACUGCUCGUCGAUGGACCACACCGGCGCACUGUCGCGAUGACUCGGCCUCAGAUCUCACCCAUCGCCCGCUGCAUUGUCCCUUUGCCGUCUCGUCCCCGCCAAUUCACUUCCAGGCCCGAAUUUCCGACUCUUCGUUGCCAAUUCGCCCAGCCCGUCGACGCCACGACCAACGCGGCAUCCACAUACCAGUUCAGUCCAUCCAGCCAGGAAACCUGGGUCCCAGCCAUCGCCCAUGGCCAUCUGUGUCGCUCAGACCGGCCCGCACGUCAACCUUUGCAUCACGCAUCCGCCCCCUCGGAUCUCACAGAACAAUUUCUGUCUCGGGCCCGCUUGCUCUGCGCGGGCAACCUGGGUCCGGCGCACGGGCACGCGUAAAGAAACCGCAGCUUUCUGGGGCUUCUCUGGAUCUGCGCUGCUCGAACGGGGCAGAUCGGUGGUCGGGACUCGGGGGUUGUUGCUCUGGCGGGCGAUCAAUGGCUAUCAGAUUUUGGACGCCCGGGUGUUGUACGCGUAUUUCUCGCGAGGCGCGAUCAAGCUUGACGAAGGAUCCUCGCCAAGAUCUUCGCCCUUGUGCGUCCACACUCUUCGCGGCGGUCGGGCUCUACGACGCUAUCUGCUUCACCUCAGGUCGCUGCAGAUCAACCUGCUCAGCCUCCGCACGUUACGACGUCCGUCUCAUCUCUCCGAUUGCCUCCCGGUGGUACAAACUUGCAGAUGAGGCGGCGUGGUACGUCCGCCCUUAGCCUGUACUGGUCGUGCGCACGGUCUAGCCGCCGUGCUUUGUGGCCGAGUUCAACAAAUUCAACGCCGGUCAAUGUUGCGACAGUGGGUCCAGGAGGAUGGCGGUAGCCUUCCGCAACACGGUCAACAGCGAUAGGCGGACUAAGCUUGAAACUCUGGCUCAGGCGGAAAUUUUGACGGCACUCCAUUGGACGAGGGAGGGUUGUCCUAUCGAGGCUCUGCAAGCU
Molecule: messenger RNA, 1310 nt
Organism: Rhodofomes roseus
Lineage: Eukaryota; Fungi; Basidiomycota; Agaricomycetes; Polyporales; Fomitopsidaceae
Exons: 3
Coding region: 192-1085 (297 amino acids)
Source: RefSeq, a predicted model, not a curated record